GCACCGCGGGGUCUAUCUCUCCCCGCGCGGCAAAUCGCCUUCGUUGCCCUCCCGCUCUCCAUGGAGUCAUUGACUUUUCCGCAGCGCCCCGGCCCCGCUGCCUCGGCCGCCGCCACCGUGGCUGCGGGGUUCACCCGGCCGCUAGCCGACGGGCUUAUCAAGUCACCCAAACCCCUGAUGAAGAAGCAGGCCGUGAAGCGGCACCACCACAAGCACAACCUGCGGCACCGCUACGAGUUCCUGGAGACACUUGGCAAAGGCACCUACGGGAAGGUGAAGAAGGCGCGGGAGAGCUCCGGGCGCCUGGUGGCCAUCAAGUCAAUCCGGAAAGACAGAAUCAAAGAUGAACAAGAUUUGAUGCACAUACGGCGGGAGAUCGAGAUCAUGUCGUCACUCAACCACCCUCACAUUAUUGCCAUCCAUGAAGUGUUUGAGAACAGCAGCAAGAUCGUGAUCGUCAUGGAGUACGCCAGCCGGGGAGACCUGUAUGACUACAUAAGUGAGCGGCAGCGGCUCAGUGAACAUGAUGCCCGGCAUUUCUUCCGGCAAAUCGUCUCUGCCGUUCAUUACUGCCACCAGAAUGGAAUUGUUCACCGGGAUCUCAAGUUGGAGAACAUCCUCCUAGAUGCCAAUGGAAACAUCAAGAUCGCUGACUUUGGCCUCUCCAACCUGUACCACCAAGGCAAAUUCCUGCAGACAUUCUGUGGGAGCCCUCUCUACGCCUCACCAGAGAUCGUCAACGGGAAGCCAUACAUCGGCCCGGAGGUGGACAGCUGGUCACUGGGUGUUCUCCUCUACAUCCUGGUGCAUGGCACCAUGCCCUUUGACGGGCAGGACCAUAAGACACUGGUGAAACAGAUCAGCAACGGGGCCUACCAGGAGCCACCCAAACCCUCUGAUGCCUGUGGCCUGAUCCGGUGGCUAUUAAUGGUGAACCCCACCCGCCGGGCCACUCUGGAGGAUGUCGCCAGUCAUUGGUGGGUCAACUGGGGCUAUGCCACCCGUGUAGGGGAGCAGGAAGCUCUGCGUGAGGGUGGGCACCCUGGCAGUGACUCUGCCCGGGCUUCCAUGGCUGACUGGCUCCGGCGCUCCUCCCGCCCCCUCCUGGAGAAUGGGGCCAAAGUAUGCAGCUUCUUCAAGCAGCAUACUCCAGGCGGUGGAGGCACGGCCCCUGGUGUGGAGCGCCAGCAUUCACUCAAGAAGUCCCGCAGGGAGAAUGACAUGGCCCAGUCUUUCCAGGGUGACCCAGCUGAUGACACUUCCACUCGAACUGGCAAAGGCAACCUUAAGCUGCCAAAGGGCAUUCUCAAGAAGAAGGCGUUAACCUCUUUAGAGGGGGCAAAGGAGGACCCCCAGGAGCUCAGCCCACUCCCCACAAUCCCUGGGCAGGCUGCCCCCCUGGCCCCCAAGAAGGGCAUCCUCAAGAAGUCCCGGCAGCGUGAGUCUGGCUACUACUCCUCUCCUGAACCCAGUGAGUCUGGGGAACUCCUGGAUGCAGGUGACGUGUUUGUGAGUGGGGACCCUGUGGAACAGAAGCCCCCCCAAGCCUCAGGGCUGCUCCUCCAUCGCAAGGGCAUUCUCAAACUGAACGGCAAAUUCUCCCGAACAGCCUUGGAGCUUACAGCCCCUACCACCUUCGGCUCCUUGGAUGAACUGGCCUCACCUCGCCCCCCUACCCGGGCAAGCCGUCCCACAGGGGCUGUAAGUGAGGACAGCAUACUGUCCUCCGAGUCCUUUGACCAACUGGACUUGCCUGAACGGCUCCCCGAGCCCCCACUGCGGGGCUGUGUGUCUGUGGACGACCUCAUGGGCCUUGAGGAGCCCCCCUCAGAGGGCCCUGGAAGCUGCCUGAGGCGCUGGCGGCAGGACCCCCUGGGGGAUAGCUGCUUUUCCCUGACUGACUGCCAGGAGGUGACUGAGGCCUACCGACAGGCACUAGGGGUCUGCUCAAAGCUCAGCUGAGGAGGGAGGCAGAUUGCCCCGGUUUGGGCAGGCUUUAAAAUGCAGCUGGCUGCACCCUAACUGGAGAUGCUUCUCCCCUGCGUCCCAGGCCCCAGCAUCCCAGCUCAGAAGGCUGAGGUGGUGUGCAGUAGAGCCCUGGCUGGGCUGGAUAUGGGAAGCAGGCACGUGGAGUGCUUCAGGGGUUCAGCAUCUUCAGCCCUGUUGAACCAGGAAGAUAAGAGAGGGGGAAGGAAUAGAGAAACAGUGGAAGGGGCAGGCCAGCAGCAGAGCCUGGGUUGCCUGUUUCUUGUACACAUGGUAGGGCUGCAGGGACCUGGAAAGUGUGCUCCAGUGCCUAUGUCCUUUAUUGCCAUGGAUAAGUUUCAUACAAGGUGCCUUUCAGAGCAGCCCCUGCCCUACCCAUUCCCUGCCAAAGUGGGCUGGCCUGUCUUCACACAUGUUCCCAUCCCCACCAACUGCUUCAACUGGAUUGUGCCCCCCUAAUGUGCCUGGGUAUCCUGGGAAUGGUCUGGAGUUAACCUUUCCUUACUUAUCCUAGGUGUAAGAGGACACAACUUCUGUUUCCUCAAAGGUUCUUUCCCCUUUCCCAUCCUCCCAGCCGGGCCCAAGCUUCCUGGAAUCGCUGCUAUGAAUCUAAAAGACUUGAAAAGGCUCAGGCUGCUGUAUGAACUUCAUCUCAAGGGGCCCAGACUCCUCUGGACCCCACCUUUGACCUCAGAGACUCAGAACUUCUGCUCUAAGCUGCUCCUAAAGUCUACCCUAGACUAUGAAUCUGUCUAUUUCUCUGGGCCUUCAGGACCCUAGAAUGUCCGUAUUUAUUUUUAGGUUCUCAAAAGCCUGUUUUAUGAAAAGUGAAUCUUGCUGUUUCCGAUAAUGUGAAUGCUUUGUUCUGGUAAAAUCCACUAUGACAUCUAAGUUUUGUGUACAGAGAUAUUUUUGCAAUGGUUUCUACUGGUCAUGGGGAGGGCAUCUUUUUACAAACCCACAUGUCCUAUUGGACUGUCUGGAGAUGGGCCUCUGGGUCCCCUCACUGCACCCCUGUCUACCUAAUGAUCCUCCUCCCUUCCUCGGAGGCCAGAAAGAAUCCCCCAUUAAAAGCAGAAUGGUGAUUGGGAAA
Otolemur garnettii (small-eared galago) is the source of this 3079-nucleotide messenger RNA. It is a transcript of the gene NUAK2, whose product is annotated as NUAK family kinase 2. The transcript is spliced from 7 exons. Gene Ontology annotation, cellular component: cytoplasm. NCBI's taxonomy places the organism in Eukaryota, Metazoa, Chordata, Mammalia, Primates, Galagidae. The record is from RefSeq and is a predicted model, not a curated record. Gene Ontology annotation, biological process: microtubule cytoskeleton organization; intracellular signal transduction; protein phosphorylation. Gene Ontology annotation, molecular function: tau-protein kinase activity; protein serine/threonine kinase activity; ATP binding. The coding region runs from base 61 to 1962 and encodes 633 amino acids.